Molecule: messenger RNA, 2972 nt
Organism: Clupea harengus (Atlantic herring)
Lineage: Eukaryota; Metazoa; Chordata; Actinopteri; Clupeiformes; Clupeidae
Gene: pkp3b
Product: plakophilin 3b
Exons: 14
Coding region: 405-2858 (817 amino acids)
Biological process (GO): cell-cell adhesion
Cellular component (GO): cytoplasm; nucleus; adherens junction
Molecular function (GO): protein binding
Source: RefSeq, a predicted model, not a curated record
GGACAUACACAGAACAAACACAUCCACUCCCCUCUGUAGCAGGACAGAGUUCUCUGAAAAAGCAGAGAGAGAGAGAGAGAGAGCAAGGAAGAGAGAAGAAGACAGAGAAGUUCAGACAGAAUAAUAGUGGAUAGGGGAGAGACAGUGAAUACUAGAGAGGGAGAGAGAGUGAAGAGUGAAGAAGAAAAAAAUAAAGACAGCUGGUCAGAGAGAGAGAGAAAGCGUGGAGGUGGAGAGAGAGAGAGAGUGCGUGAGUGAGGCAGAGGCAGAGGGGGUAAGCAUCCACAUCACUGAAGGAAACUCAUAAUUACAGUUGGACCAGCAGAGCCACAGAGCCACUGAGGAACCACAGACCAAAGAACCAAGAACAGUUCCUGUGAGCUUGGCAAGCUGGUUCCUCUCUCAUGCCCAACAAUUCGGUCACCACCUACGCUGUCCCGUCCGACCACCAGCUCGGACACGGAGGCUCUGCAUCGGCCGAAGCGGCUAAAGUCAAGCGGGUCCAGCAGCAGGUUCAGAUGCGUCUCGCGGAGCGGUCGAGCGGGUCGCUGCCCCGGACAAACACCGCACAGUACUCCGCUUCAGAGUUGAACGGCUCCUCCAGUCUGAGAUACCACACCUAUAACCCCGGCUUCAGCUCCGUCUCCAUGGCUCACGCAACCACCCACACCAAGCCUGCUCCUCGGAUGUCUCAGUAUUCCGGAGGCUUCUCCUCUCGCUCGGCGGUCGAGGUGGGCAACCAUCGGCGGAUCAGCACCGGGGUUCCCUUAGUAGCCGCCACCCAGCGCCCCUACCAUUUCCACGAUGACACGCUAGUGGGCGGCUACCACGGUGCCCACACGCAGUCCCGCGCAGCCAGCCGUGCCGAGCAGGAGGUCGUGACCUUGGGCGUUCCGACCCUCCCGCGGCAGCCGUCGCCGGUCCCCAGCUGGGCGGCACGAGAGGGGCUCACCGCGGAGCACUAUGGCUACUACAGCAGCAGCAGUGCCGGAGGCGGAGGCGGCGGGGGUGGAGUGGGUGUGGGUACUCUGCCCAACCCCGCGCCCAUGCGGCGCACCCUUAGCGGAACCCUGGCGCGGGGGGGUGGAGUGGGCGGAUGGAGAGAGCCGGAGCUUAUUCACCAGUACUCCUACAAAGGCCCCGCCCAGCGAACCCUCAACCGCUUCAGUAACUACCGCCACCACCAUCAGCAGCAGCAGCAGCAGCAGCAGCAGCAGCAGCAGCAGUACCAGCAUCAGCAGAUGAACCGGGGCUCAAUGCAGUACCAGCAGGCGGCCACCGGGGGCAGCAGCGUGCACGGGCAUGGCACGGUGAAACGCGCCGGGUCGCUGCACAGUCUGCGGAGUGUCGGGAAAGGCGGAGACAUCACGGACGGAGAUGCCUGCGGAGGCAGCGAGACUCUCGGAGGGAUGCAGAACCUGGACAUGCCGACGGCUGUCAGUUACCUUAGCAACACGGACGUUGCCAUGCAGAUGCUGGGAGCUGCCUACAUUCAGCAUCAGUGUUACCAUAGUACCGACGCCAAGAGCCAGGUCCGGCAGUUGAAAGGCAUCCCUGCGCUGGUGCAGCUGUUCACCAGUGAGAGUCAGGAAGUGCAGCGCUACGCCACCGGAGCCACGCGCAACCUCAUCUACGAGAACAUGGACAACAAGGCUGCCCUCAUUCAGGCCGGGGGCAUCGGCAAACUCAUGGAGGCACUUAGAGAACCAGACGACGAGCUACGCAAGAACAUAACAGGGAUCCUGUGGAACCUGUCAUCCAAGGAUAACCUGAAGGAGAAGCUGGCCAAAGAGACGCUGGCUGAGCUCACAGAGAAGGUGCUGGUGCCGCUGUCAGGAGGGGGUGACGCAGGGGUCAUCCAGCAGACUCCCUCUGAGGCAGACAUCUUCUACAACACCACCGGAUGCCUGAGAAACCUAAGCUCAGUGAAUGGGAAGACUAGACAACAGAUGAGAGACACUCGUGGGCUGGUUGACGCUCUUGUCGCCUACGUGCAGAACUCCUUGGAGGAAGGCAAAGCUGAGGACAAGGGUGUGGAGAACUGUGUGUGUGUGCUGCGGAACCUGUCCUACCAGCUCUACAGCGAAAUGUCUCCCUCUGUGCUGCUGCGACUGGAAGGGCCCACUAGGGGGCAGGAUACCCAGGAGAGUACCGCCAUCGGCUGCUUUACACCACAGAGCAAGAAGGCCAAAGAGCAGAAGAACCAGGAGCUGUCCACUCUCUCAGAGGUGGCCAGGCAGCCCAAGGGGGCGGAGUGGUUGUGGCACCCCCUGGUGUUGGGGGUGUACAGCCGCGUGCUGCAGGCCUGUGAGAACAACGCAGCCACCCGGGAGGCGGCUGCCGGGGCACUGCAGAACAUCACCGCCGGGGACAGCCGGUGGGCAUCUGUGUUAAGUCGAGUGGCUCUGGAACAGCAGCGUUUGCUGCCAGUGGUUCUGGACCAGCUGCGGACCCAGAGUGACCUGGAGAUGCGCUCUCUCACAGGCCUGCUAAGGAACAUGUCCCGCCAUACCCGCAACAAGGACGACAUGGCCACUAAGGUGGUGAACAUCCUGGUGACUAAGUUGCCGAGCGACGGGCACCAGAAGGAGCCUUCCGGCGAGGUGAUAGUGAACAUCUGUGGCACACUCAACAACCUGGUGGCCGGGAGCUCGCUUGCCGCCAGAGACAUCACCUUCUUCGGAGGACUGCCCAAACUCGUGGCCAUCAAGACCUCCCACGACAACAGCCCUGGGAAGCUGAAAGCUGCGAAGGCCGCCUCUACUGUGCUGUCCAACAUGUUCCAGUACUCCAAACUGCACAAGGACUACAAACAGAAAGGAUUCACCAGACAAGACUUCAUGGACCCAACCCUCUGAGCAUGUUUGUGAGGGAGUGAACUCACUUUGUGAGGGAGUGAGUGUGUGAGUGAGUGAGUGAGUGAGUGAGUGAGUGAGUGAGUGAGUGAGGUGAGUGAGGUGAGUGAGUGAGUG